CUUCUCUUUGCUUAACUUUUUUUUUUAUUCUUCUUUUUCUACCAAUUUUAUUUCACAUUUUAUGAUGGAUUUCCCAUUUUAUUCUAAGCUUCGGUGUUUUUCUGUUUGCUUUUCUCAACACCAGAUGAGACAGCUUCGUGCACAGAUUGGUAACGUGGCUAAAGCAGAUGGUUCUUCUGUUUUUGAGAUGGGAAACACUAAAGUUAUUGCUGCAGUUUAUGGUCCUAGAGAGGUUCAAAACAAGAGCCAGCAAAUUAGUGAUCAAGCACUGGUGCGCUGCGAAUAUAGUAUGGCUAAUUUUAGUACAGGAGAUCGCAUGAGAAAACUAAAGGGUGACAGGCGGUCAACGGAGAUAUCUCUAGUCAUCCGCCAGACUAUGGAAGCAUGCAUCUUGACUCAUUUAAUGCCUCGAUCUCAGAUAGAUAUUUUUGUGCAAGUUCUUCAAGCAGAUGGAGGAACUAGGUCUGCAUGUAUCAAUGCUGCAACUUUAGCCCUUGCAGAUGCUGGAAUCCCAAUGCGUGAUAUUGUUACUUCCUGCAGUGCUGGAUAUCUAAAUAGCACUCCUCUGCUUGAUUUGAACUACACUGAAGAUAGCGCAGGAGGCCCUGAUGUCACUUUGGGAAUUUUACCUAAGUUGGACAAAGUCACUCUUCUUCAAAUGGAUGCAAAGUUGCCGGUGGAUAUCUUUGAAAAUGUUAUGCAACUUGCCAUUGAAGGCUGCAAGGCAAUAGCAAACUACAUUCGAGAGGUAUUACUAGAGAAUACCAACCAACUAGAAUAUCGUCGAGGUUUAUAGUUCGUCUGGGUAUGAAAGGUGAAAAUGUAUCCUAGCACAACCUAGCAUUGUGCCUGCCAACAGACAUCUGGAUGUGUAUCCUAAAAUGCUGGAAAAUGGAAAAUACUCCUUGAAGUUGAACUUGAUUAUGCAUUGUGACUUUGAUCCUCUGUUUUAUUUGCUUUCACUCUGAAGCCCAAAACUUUUUCUUUUCUGCUAGGAAAAUAAGCACCAAAAAGGGUU
Rubroshorea leprosula is the source of this 1018-nucleotide messenger RNA. The record is from the annotation of a GenBank genome assembly. NCBI's taxonomy places the organism in Eukaryota, Viridiplantae, Streptophyta, Magnoliopsida, Malvales, Dipterocarpaceae.